CUUUCCUUCCCCGGCGCCUUCUGGAACUUUCGUGUCGGCGAGGAGCAUCGGUUGGGGCUGGCGCCGGAGCUUGGCGGGCGGGGGGAGGCAGCGCAAUCCAUCUCCAUCGGGGGCUCCAGAGGGGCAUCCGGGGUCAGUCAUGCCGGAGAAUGCGGGCACGAAGGGCGGCCUGGCGGGCGCGGGGAGCCGCAGCUCCGGCGGGAACCGCGGCUCCUACCAGGACAGGGACAAGCCCACCCAGAUCCGCUUCAGCAACAUCUCGGCGGGGAAAGGUAAUGUCGCGGCCCAGGCCGGGGAAGCGCCCCUUGGCCCCAGGCCGCGCGCGGGGGGGGGGGGGGGGGGUGAGCGGAAGGCGCCAUUGUCUCCUGAUGGGCGGCCGGGGGGGGGGGUUCCUAGGCCGCGCCCCGCCCUCCGCCGCCCCUCCACCCCUCGGGGACCGGGCAGCGGCUCCCCUUCCCUCCUUCGCAGGUGGCGCCGUGUGUGGUAUUGGCGCCGUGCAGAAUCCAUUGAACGUGUCUGGGAACAUAACAUAGGGGCUAUUGCUUUGUUUCGUUUUUCUUCUUGCUUUUAUUAUGUGCUUUGUAUUCUGCAUUUUUGUGCUGGAAGCCGCCCUGAGAUUUCAGGAGGCAAGGCGGUAUACAAAUUUAAUUAAUAAUAAUAAUAAUGAUGGCAGUACUGUAGUAGGAUAAUAACCAAGCAUGCUAGACAGUGAUUUUGCAGAAGUACAUUGUGAUGCAAGUAAUUUAUUUUUCAGCUACAAAUGUACCACUUGUACAUAGUGAUUAAAUAUUGUGUUGUGAAACUUUGGAUGAUAGAUUUAAUUAAUUAAAUAAAUAAAUAAUAAUAAUAAUAAUAAUAAUAAUAAUAUGAGCCUUGCUGGACCAGUAGCCCAUCUAAUCUAGCAUCUUAUUCUCACAGUUGCCAACCAGAUCAGUAUUUUGGGAAUGAUUCAUGUUCUGCGUUGUUUCAUACUUUCUGGAUGUCUCAUGCUCCUAUUAUAAAGGGGUUGUGUUCUGUGUUAUAAAUCAAGCACCGAUAGCAGUUGUGUCUUUUUGUUUUCCAAUGCGUUUCUUAUCAACAAAAAACUUGAUGUGGCAAGUUUAUUCUAAAAGUGUGACCCAGAGGAAAGUUUGAGAACUGCUAAGUUAUGGUGUUAGGAUCAGCACAAAGGUAACCAUGCUGAAGAUUGCUGAAGUCAAUCUUUUGCUGUGUGAGGGGAAAGGAAAGGGGGCAUCUCUUCUGCAAAGCCGGAAGAGCUCCAAAGAUGAAACCGUAUUAAUAGUGCAAACACAGCUUGCUGAAUAAAAGCUAUUGGGGGGACCGGACACUUUCUGUGUUGCUCAUUCAUGUGCAUACCUACUCAGAAAUCAGGCCCUUGUUCCCUUACUGUUUGAGACUGCAUGUGCCAUGCACAUAGAUAAUGCUGUAACAAUCAUGAAUAAAUUGGAGGUAUGUAUCUUGGUUAUCAGAGCAAAGUAAAUCUAAAUGAACAUAUUGGUGGACUGGGGCCCCCCCGAAUGCUAAUACAGAAUUACAGUGAUCUGAAAUAAGCUUCACCUUUUAUGAAAGGCAUUCCUGUAUUUUGUGUAAGAGAGUUGUCAUUGUAAGAUAGUAACAGCCCAGAGGACUGAGGAAGGCUUUCAUGGACACCAUGGUGCCUUCGUGUAUUGGGCUGGAGAUGGCAGGGUUAACAUGUAUUGAAAACAUCUAAGCAGUGUACAACAAACAUAAAAUCCGGAUAAAUGUAAGAAGACUAAAAGCAGAAAAAGUUGUAAAGAAUUCACCAAUCACAAAGUCAUAAAGAACUGACCAAUCUCAUAAAAUGUGCAUAGAUACCUGGAAAGGCCUGUUGACACCUAGAAGACUUAAAAAGGCAUCUAAACAUAAGCGAAGAAAAUAAAUUUAGGGGGCAUCAUAAGGUUGUCCGGGAACCUGACAUGCCUCAAGAUGUCAGCAAAUACAUUUUUAGUGCUGCAGGGAACAGCUCCUCUUGUCCCCAGAGAGAAGGGAAAUUCCCAUAGGUGGUGGUGCUUUCAGUCCCAUCCUCUAUCACCUCCCAGGUCUAGUCGGAGUUUGGCUCCAGACAGGGAUAGAUUUGUAAUGGGAUCAGAGCCCAAGGAAUGCAUGGGGUAGCAUUUCUGCUAGCUCCAUCCCAUCAGUUAGUGGUGUCCAUGGCUAGGCUUUCCUGUGCAGCCAGCAGAACCAACUUAGAAUAAUUAGAUGAGCAUCAGAGCUUCAGGGAUCUGCCAUGUGUGGUUGCUGCCUGGAUCAUUCCAAUGUCUGCUGGAAAAUAAAAAUUACAUUUUCACUUUUAUUUUAGCGGUUGCAGAUGCGGUUAGGACAAGCCUUGGACCAAAGGGAAUGGAUAAAAUGGUACGUCUUGAGUGUAUGCCUAUCAUAUUGUGCAUGUAGCAAUUUUUUUAAUGGUGCUUAUGAAUUCUAUAUAAUCCAUUUUCUAAGCUGCUGUGAAGUUAUUUAUUGUUCAUAAACUUUCAGUUGUGUGGGGAAAAGGCUUUAUGAUUAAAUUGUCAUGGAGCAGGUUCCAUGUUGAGUGGAAUGGAUUAUUUUGGUUAGCACUAACUAUACAGGCAGACAAACAUAAAGAGAUUGUGCUGAGAAUGCAAACAAAGUGAGGUUGUUGAAUGGCAAGAUGCUUCAGGCUUUUGAAUAGCGCAAAGGGAGGGCACAUGUUUGGGGAGUGAUAGCCUAAUCAAGGCUCCAAGGUAGGUGUGCUUAGAUGUUGAAGGGCAUGUAUCUGUCACACUUGAUGAACCAGCUUUGCCCUUUACAAACAGACCAGAUCACUGUGAUCAUCUGGAGAAGCCCUCCUCACUGUCCCAGUUUUCACACAUUCAUUUAGCUUCAGCACAAGCCAGAGGUGCUGGCUCAUAGGGGCUGAGAUUUUUUGGGCCCCUUCAGUAUUUUCAGGGAGGGGGCCCAGCCACCCCAAUGUAUGGGGUGCUCUGGUGCAGUGCCUGGCCUCCCUACUGCGGGGUGCCCAGCAGCGCCUGGCCUUCUCACGGCAUCAUAAGUGCAUGUCACAUGUUGCACAUGUAACAUCACAAGCAUGCCUUGUGUGCAUGUAGCAUAAGGCAGCCUUCUCAAUCUUCACUGCCAGGUGGCACUGCUGGUACAAGCCAAGGCUUUUAGCGUAGUAAUUUGGAACAUCGUGCCUUUCAAAAUCAGGCACUCUUGGUUUUGUUUUUCUCUUUCUUGAGUUGGUCUACAACGCUUAUGUUUUUUCAGAUCCAAGAUGGCAAAGGAGAUGUAACAAUCACAAAUGAUGGUGCAACAAUUCUGAAGCAGAUGCAGGUCCUUCACCCUGCAGCCAAAAUGGCAAGUAAUAUUUAAAUUAAAUUUCCUGUCAGUCCCCAAGGUGACAUCAAAUCAUGCACAUACAAUCCUCCAAAUUUUUAGCUGUUGUUUAGUUGUUUGUAGAAAACAACAUUGGGCCUAGAAUUUUGUGCAGCUAUAUGUGGAGCUCUUCCUUCUGACGGCAUCUGUCCAAAAAAGAAAUAUACAGGACAGUUACAAUGAUUCAGUACACAUAAUGUUGAUCCUUUUGCAGAAUCUGGGACAUUACACAGCCCCUCCCAAAGAAACAACUGGCAAAAGUGCCACAGAAAACCACUACUGUAAUUGUAAAAUGCUUAUGGUCCACAUAAGCCUGAUAAGCAUUUUUGUUUUGUUUUUUGUUUAACCUGAAUUAGGGUUAUUGGUGUACCAUUCCAAGUAACAAUGGACAAAUGGCCGUUGCCAGAACAUUUUAGUUAAAAUUUAAUGUUCAUUGUGGCAGAUUGUUACAAUGGAUUUUCAGGCUGAGUGGCAUGAAUUAAAUUAUUACAGUAUUUGACCAGAGUGCCCCUUGGCAAGAAGAGCAAAUAAUUGAGUAGUGACAGCUAAAUCAAACCCAGUUGUGUCUACUUUGAGUAUGACAUUUAACCAAUAUUUAAAAACAUUACUUCAAGUAGUGUAGUUAGGUAAUCUUAUGUUCUGGGCUUAAUGGUCUAACAUAGGGUUGAGAGUGGUGUUGAAAACUCCCAUUGUUCUAGGUGCAUUUUGUGACAGGGAAUUUCAUUAGCACGAGCAGUUUCUGAGCUCUGGGGCAGUACUGCGCCUAAGAUUUCAGAUUAAAACUGCAGAGUGGAAGGAAAGGAGGACCUUUUUCUGCCUCCCCACUUCCAGCUACUCUCUGAAUACUGUAGAAGAGACCCUCUUAAGAAUAUUAGGGUGUACGCAGGGGUAGGACUAGACCAUGUGGAAAAUGAGCACAAUAUUUUAGCUGCAGUUCAUUCAUUUUCAGCUUUGUAUUCUUGUUAUAAAAACAGCGCCUAGACAUUCCGUUGUUGCACCCAUAACCUAGUUUUAUAAUCCAUUUAGCUCCUAGCUUUCAUAUCUCAGUUUCUAGCACUGGUUGAGAGAUUUCACUAGAUGCUAAUGUAUUAACUUCAAUUUCCUCAAAAUGUGGUAAGCUAGAUCUGCUGUGUUUGGGAACAGCACUGAUCUCAACUGGAUUAAUACUUCCCCAGAGUUACUGCAGUGAGGUUUUGCAGCAUAUUCAGUAUACUGUUAAUCACAGAAUAUUAUUUUUUGUUCUUGCAUUUUUUCUUGCAAUUCAGGGCAAAUAUUAAUAAUUUUUUAACAUUUGGCAACACACAGCUGGUGGAGUUAUCCAAAGCGCAAGAUAUUGAAGCUGGGGAUGGCACUACUUCUGUUGUUGUCAUUGCCGGAGCUCUGCUAGAUGCUUGUUCCAGACUCCUUCAGAAAGGUAGGUUUCACUUUUAGAAAAAUACAUAGGUAAUUUUGGCGUAUGAAAUAAAUGGAGACUCAAAAGGAUAAAUGGAGACUCAAUUGAAAGAGAAAACUGAAGAUAUAAACACCAGUGUAGUCCUAAGUAUAGCAUACGUGUUUUCUUUUCCCAAAGUAUGUGUACUAGUGGGUCUGUGGGAGGGAAGGGGGAAGGUGGUUAUCUAUUUUGGACUUACUAUCUUUUGGAUAUAUUGAUAUAUCAUCCAAAGCCAGUUUGAAGUCCAUAUCAUGAUAUCAGUUUCACAGUUUUUGACCUGGCAAUAUAUUGUGAAUCAUUGUGUGUGUGUGUGUGUGUGUGCGCGCGCGCCAUGUAAAAAUCACAAGGGGGGGGGGGAGUGAAGCCAGCCAAUGCUUCUACAUAGCUUCAUCCUUAUUUCUGACAUUAUGAUAUAUCAGUGUAUCAUAAUGUUUAGCUGGUGAUAUAUUGGCAUGUUGAAAAUCAAAUAUUGCCCAGCCCUACUCCUGACAUGAUAUGACUAUUGGAUGUAUCUACAUUUUUGUAUUGGCACUAUUACGUACCUGUGGUAAUUGUAACAUAUCUCCCCCGAAUGGAUUUUUGUGUAUAUGUUCAGUGAUACAAAGUUUUUGGAGGUUAGUAAUAAUAAUGAUGAUGAUAGAUCAGGAUAUGGCGAAAGAAAAUAUUCCAGAAAACUUUAUUAUAAUUUUAUUAGGCUUUUGGUGGUGUUGUUUUUUUUGGAAGGAAUUGGAUCUUAAUCAGAAAAAGAAACAAUCGUUUUUAUGAUGGGCCUAAAGUGUUGUUUCAUGCAUUGUGUUUUCUCUAAAAUAAUGGGAGUGGGAUCCAGCUAAAAUGGAUGAUUAGUGUUUUCUUUUAGUCAAGGCAAUGGAAGGUUUGGAAUUCUAUUGCUAGAGUUCAUUUGUCAACCAGUUUAAUAUUCAGGAUUAAGGGCAAUAAGUGGAUGUGAGCUAUAUUAAUGUGCAAUAUUGCAAAGCAUAUUUUAUAUGCUAAUUCAACUGGAAACUUCACCCCCAGUGACUUGUUUUUAAGUGUCGUUGAAUAAACUGUUUUCUAGGAAUUCAUCCCACAAUCAUCUCUGAGUCAUUCCAGAAGGCAUUGGAUAAAGGUACUGAGAUCUUGACCAGCAUGGGGCAGCCUGUUGAGCUGAGUGACAGAGAAACCCUACUUAACAAUGCAGCUACUGCACUGAACUCAAAGGUGGGUAACUUGUGACAUAUGUGGUUACAGCAUGUCUAGCUUGUGAUUUAAAUAUAAAUUGCAUGCAACUGUAUUAACUAAUAAUUGAGACCAAAGUUAGGACCCUCCUUACAGUAAUAUUAGGAAUGCUUCAAUUAUUUAGAAUUGCCAGACAUUUCUUGAGAGGAAUGUUUUAUGGUGGUGCUCUGAUCCUGCUUGCUAGCAUUUAAAGAGAGGUGCUCUCUCUGCAGGAUCCUGCAGGCAUCACUAUUUACUUGCAAUGUUUCCUUUUAAUAGUGAAAAUUCCAGCUGCACUGGCCAGAAAAGCUUUUGCAACUGCGUAUUCUUUCCCAUUAAAAUUGGGAUUGCUGAGUCAGAGAUUUACUUAGAGAUUCAGAAUGGGAAUUGCAACCUCCAUACUGCUCUCUGAUUCUGUCUUAAAUAAGAAAAGAAAAAUUAAGAAAACAACAUGCCAAUUACUUACUGUUAUGAGUCCUACAAAGAAACAAUAUAAACUGUUGAUCUCCGUUUGUUUAAUUUAAUGUAACUGUUAGGUAGAUUAAAAUUCAGAUCUGUUGGUGGAAGUUCUUAUGGAAAUGUGCAAAACCAAUGAAGUAAAAUGUGGGUCUUCACUAAAUCCCUGCAGGUUGUAUCACAGUAUUCUAGUUUGCUUUCUCCAAUGAGUGUGGAAGCUGUGAUGAAGGUGAUAGAUCCAAAUACAGCUAGCAGUGUGGAUCUUAGAGACAUCAAAAUUGUUAAAAAGCUUGGGUAAGUAGUAAUCUCAAAAUACAAAUUCUGUAACCUAUUUAUUUUAAAUUAUUAUUGUGCUAGUUUACUCUUUCAAUAUUUCUUUCUAGAGGAACAAUUGAUGACUGUGAAUUGGUUGAAGGGCUGGUCCUCACCCAGAAAGUGGCCAAUGGUGGUAUAACCAGAGUUGAAAAAGCUAAGAUAGGUCUCAUUCAAUUUUGCUUGUCAGCUCCAAAGACAGAUGUAAGUUGCUUUGUUUAAUUUGUUAUGUCUGCAUCAUUAUGAGCUAUCUUUACACAUUGAUUGCAACUUCUUAAAAAUUCUAAGUAUGCUAACAGUACAUUAUUUUAUUUUACUUUCUGAAUAGAAUUACAUGUCAAAAACUUAAAAUAGCGGUGGGCUGACUUGUAUGAUUGGUUGCUUGCAUAGAUUUUAUGUGGUCCAACAGCGAAUCAGAUAUUAAGCACUCUUGUUUUUAACAGUCAAAAUCUUUGUUAAGGUUUCCUAUUAAGAAUUAGCAGGAACUAUUGGCCCACUACUGAACUGCCUAUAUCACUUCAGUUUAAGCCUGAAAAAGAGAUAUUAGCAUAAAAGAAAGUCAUUAAUGGCAUAUUCUUCUAUAAACUAAGCUUAAGCUUGCAACUGCUUAGCUUGCAACUGAAUGCUUUGAUUGUAGACAGUGAGUUAUAUAUUGCUAUACUACAUAUAGAAAUUUUGAUUAAGGGUAGCCAGCAUUCUGGUUCCAACUGCCAUCAGUCCCAGGCAGCGUGGCUAAUAGUAAGGAAUUUUGGGAGUUGUACCACAAUGUCUAUCUUUUGAUUUAGAUGCUUAGUUAAGCUUUAUUAUGCUUCUUCUCCUGUUAGAUGGAUAACCAAAUUGUUGUUUCUGACUACACUCAAAUGGACAGAGUCUUGCGUGAAGAGAGAGCUUACAUUCUCAAUUUAGUUAAGCAAAUUAAGAAGACAGGAUGCAAUGUGUUGCUCAUUCAGAAAUCUAUUCUGCGGUAUGUUUAUUCCAGUAAUGUGCUUGCUGUUGAAGAAUGAAUGAUAUUCGGGAUUAAAAUUGUUCAUGGUGUGAUAAAGUUUAAGAGACUUGCUCUGAAACGUAUUCCUUAAACCAGGGGCGGGCAACUGAAUCUGGCCAGGGGACCAGACAUUCAGCCAUAUUUGAGGCUCUGACCAACUGUCAGAUUUCACCCACACACAUGUGGUUGAAUGUUUAGUCCAACCACCUAUUAUGUUAGGUGACUCUAGUCUGCUGCUGAAGCAGCAAUUUGAGUAAAGUGGGAAGUGGAGAGGGCUUGUAGGCCUUCUGGAGAGAUUUAGGAAAAGCUUCAAACCAAUGAUGCACUUAAUGACAUCUAGUUGGGCCCAGGAUACAUAAAGGUGUGUUCUGAGUCUUGGGAAAUUCUGAGUCUGAUCAGAGUAGCUUGCCCAUCACUAAUAACACUGCUGUGAGUCUGGUUGAUUUUCUAGCUCAUUCAUUGUGUUGAUUUCAGGGAUGCUCUAAGUGAUCUAGCACUACAUUUCUUGAACAAAAUGAAGAUAAUGGUGAUUAAAGAUAUUGAAAGAGAAGACAUUGAGUUUAUAUGUAAGGUAAGGAGGAGCUGUUAACUAGUUCUGCUGUAGGUGAAUAUUUGAUUCAAAAAGUAAUUGAAAUUGGUCAUAAUACUGAUUGGCACAGCUUUGGAAUUUGUUACACACUUUGUAUGUAGGCUGUGGGAGGAAACAAUACGUGAAAGAAUUAGUAGGCUCUAUUAGUCUCACUUCUUCCCAAGGAAAUAGUAAUGUGUCAUCUUGCCGAUAAAGAUGCAGCUGUAAACUGUCUUACUUAAGCUUAUACAUGAGUGGUCGGAAGUAAGUCCCACCAAAUUUAAUGGGACAUCUUCCCGGGUAAGUGCAUAUAGGAUUGCAGCCUGAGUAUAAAGUAUAGCAUAUUGAACUAUAUCAUAUCUUUUUAAUCUAUGGUCCUUUUGUUGAUUUAUUUUUGAAAAGACCAUUGGAACUAAGCCAGUUGCUCAUAUUGAUCAGUUUACUGGGGAUAUGCUGGGAUCUGCUGAACUGGCAGAAGAGGUCAAUUUAAAUGGAUCUGGAAAGCUAGUAAAGGUAAGCAGAACUCCUGUUUAGCUAUUUAGCUUGCUUCUUUAUGACACUUGAGGAAGUAAUUUUCAUUUCAUUUUCUUAAAAUGUAUACAUCGCUUGAUUGUAAAAACCUUAAAACAGUUUACAAAAAGAUAAAACCAUAAAAUCAGGAUUUUUAAAAAUACAAUACAUUAGAACAGGGAGGCCCAACUUUUCUUAUUCUAGGUCUCUGUCAGAGCCCUCCUGCCUCCUUCCCAAAGCCCAGCACCUUGCUUACCCAGCUUUGGGAAAAUGGGACGGAGAGGGGGUCAAAUGUUGCAGGGAACCGCCAGAAAGGCCUCACGGGUGGCAGACGGCCCCUGGGCUGUGUGUUGGACUACCUGCAUUAAAACAUACAAAAAGUUAAAAAACUAAGAUUACAAUUCAUAUCAUUACCAAGCAUUUGGUCAGGCUUGUAUAAACAGGAAUGUCUUUAACAGAGCCCAAAACAAAUACAGUCGUACCUUGGAUCCCGAGCGCCCUGGAACUCUGAUGUUUUGGCUCCUGAACGUUGCAAACACAGAAGUGAUUGUUCCUGUUUGCGAACUUUUUUUGGAACCCAAAUGUCCAGCAGGGCUUCUGCGGCUUCCUGCAGCCAAUCAGAAGCCGUGAUUUGGUUUUCGAGCGUUUUGGAAGUCGAACGGACUUCCGGAACGGAUUCCGUUCGACUUCCAAGGUACAACUGUACAGUGAAAGUGUAUCUAUUGUUUGAUAUAAAUAGGCAGGGAGUUCCACACUAAACUAUUCAGGUAUUACAAAUGUGGAAGGGCCGUUAUGUGGCACCUGUAGUGGUGCCAGUUCCACCGAUUGAAGUUGUCAAGUGGGCACAUGUUUGGUAAAGCAAUCUCGUAGGUACAGUGGUGCCUCGCAAGACGAAAUUAAUUCGUUCUGGGAGUUUUUUCGUCUUGCGAAUUUUUCGUCUUGCGAAGCACGGUUUCCCAUAGGAAUGCAUUGAAAAUCAAUUAAUGCAUUCAUAUGGUCAAAAAAAGUCCAAACCAAGCCAAAUUUGGUACAAAAAGAGUUUAUUAAGUGCUCGCUCUUUAAAGUCACACAUACUGUAAAGAGCAUUUCAAAAAUUGAAGGAACAAUAAUUUAAGUUUGUAAACAUGACAGAAAAGCUUUUAAAAAUCACCAAAGUGUACUGUACAUACAUUUUCUAAGACUCUGGGGGACAACUCGGAAGAAGGUUCCUCUUCCACUCUUUGCUUCUUGCUGAAGAACCUGUCCAUGGUCUGCUGCUUCAUCUGCCUUUUCAGCACCUCCUUGAAAGACGACAUGACCCUCGUAUCAAAAGUGUUCGCAAGGUCACGUGUCAGGUCCUUGUCAGGGUGGUGCCGCUGUGCAAAAGCCUGCACAUCUUUCCACUUCUGGCAAAUGUCCCUCAGUUCUUUGGAGGACAGCCGUUCUUCAGUUGCUUCCUCCUCUUCCAGUGAGGCCUGCUCCUGCGCAGCCUCUGCGUGCAGUUCGACCAGCUCCUGGGUGGUCAGCUCGUGGUCGUACUCCUCCACCAGCUCGCUGACGUCCUCCUCUGUGACCUCCAGGCCCAUGGUCCUCCCCAAGAAAACAGUGUCCUGCACCACUGUUGACUCUGGUGCAUCAGAGUCACUUGGUGCCACACAGUCCGGCCACAGGCUGCGCCAAGCGCAAUUCAAAUUUCUCUGGCUGAUCCCGUCCAGCCAGAAGACCUGCUGUGGAACGUAGCCCUCCAUCGUCACAACCUCCAGGAACUCCGCUGCAAAGUCUUCAGCCGCAGGAACAUCAGAACUGGCAGCCUCCCCAUGCCUGACCACGCUGUGGAUUCCAGAUCUCGUCUUGAACCGAUCAAACCAGCCUCUGCUUGCCUUGAAGACUCCUGGCUCGCCUGAGGUUCCUGGCUGUUGCCAGACGAGGUCUGCGUGCAAGGCCUUGGCCUUCUCACAAAUGACGGCCUCAGUCACUGUGUCCCCUGCACGCUGCUUCUCUUCUAACCAGAUGAGCAGCAACUUCUCCACCUCCUCCAGAACCGCUGGGCGGUUCUUCACGAUCCUGGUGACUCCUUUGGCUGCAUCAGUCGCAAGGAUCUUUUCCCUCAUCUUCAGGAUGGUCCCGAUGGUCGAUGGAUUCCUCCCGUACUCCCUGGCGAGAUCUGUCACACGCAUUCCACCGUCGUGCUUCUGGAUGAUCUCCUUCAUUUCCAGCGUAACCUUCUCCUUCUUCCUCUCGCCGGCCUCUGCAGCAGCAGUCUUCUUGGGCCCCAUGGCAGCACAGCUCCUACCUUCGCAACCCCCCCCCCAAAAAAAUCAGUGCUUCACAUCCAAAAAAUUCAAAAGCACCAAACCUCCCAGAAAAUACACAAGCUUCCAGAUUCUUGCAAACCCCUCCCCAAUACCAAGUCCUUGAAUUCCAAACACCCCAACCCAAAAUCCAACCCCCCCCAAAAGUUUUAAAAGUUUAACUUACCAAAUGGCUGCAAAAGAAGUUUUGGAAAAGCUUCAAAAAUCACCAAAGUCUUCAAAAACCUCAAAAAAGGCUACCACACCACGUGCUAUGAGUUGCUCCUCGAAGUCAAGUCGCAACUGCACCUCUUCAAGCAAUGCACCCUGGGUAUUAACGGUUUUAAGAAAAAGGGAACAAACUUGCAAGAUGUUUUCGUUUUUCGUCUUGCAAAGCAAGCCCAUAGGGAAAUUCGUCUUGCGAAGCAACUCAAAAAAAGAAAAACGCUUUCGUCUUGCGAGGCAUUUGUCUUGCGAGGUACCACUGUAAACUGGUCCCAAGUUACAGUUGUACCUCAGAAGUCGGAACGCCUUGUGAGUUGAAUUUUAUGGUUCUUGAAUGCCGCAAACCUGGAAGUGAUUAUUCCGGUUUGCAAACGUUCUUUGGAACCCAAACGUCCAGCGCGGGUUCCGCAACUUCCGAUUGGCUGCAGAACCUUCCUGCAGCCAAUCAGAAGCUGUGCCUUGGUUUCUGAACUAUUUGGAAUUAGAACGGACUUCCGGAAUGGAUUCUGAUCAACUUCUGAGGUACGACUGUAUUAAGGGCUUUGUAUACUAAUAGUAACACUAAUAGUAAUGUGUGUGAAACGCAACCUUCCAUACAGAAUGAAACCUCACCACCUUUGAGUUAAUGAUCCCUCUAUCAUAGUGCUCCUUCCCAAAAGAAAUUACACUGAAGCUUUUACUGUGGGGUAUUUUCAUAACUUUUGGACUACUGUGAAAAUGGCUCAUUGAGGCUCUCAUCUUCACCUGGCAAAAAGAUAGUCCACCCUUUAUUGGUACCAGGAGAUUGUAGCAGGACUCAGGGAAGACAGUCAUCUCUAAUUUGUGAUGGGCCAAGCCACUUAUAACAUAGUUAGCCUCUACAGCACACCAUUAAUGGAACACUGGGGUAAUAUGCUUCUGCUGAUACAGCCCUAUGAGGGAGUAGACUGCUACAUUUCUCACCGGUUGAAGCUUCCAACAAUGUGAAGAGCAGCCCCAAGCAGGCAUCACAGUAUUUUAGGUGGUUUGAUGGACAUGCAUGAUUGUCAUCUUACUUCCAUCUGAUCAAGAACUUUAUUCAUCUCCAUUGGGAUUGUCCGGAUAUUGGAGUCAAUUUUUUCUGCUCAGUCAUAUCUAGAAUGGUCUUUGGGAGUGCUUUAUUGACUCUCUUUGGGCAGGGGUCCAUAGGAGCAGUGCUGCUAAUUCUCUAAAUAUUGUAGUGACACUGUUUUUGUCCUGCAGAUUACAGGGUGUGCUAGCCCUGGAAAAACUGUAACAAUUGUGGUCCGUGGCUCCAACAAACUAGUAAUUGAAGAAGCUGAACGUUCAAUUCACGAUGCUUUGUGUGUCAUACGCUGUUUGGUAAAGAAAAGGUAAUGUAUAAGACUUACAGACCAGUAAAGUCACCAUUCAACUUUACCAAUGCCUUUUGUUAACAUUUUCAAACUGCAAAAUUCUAAUUUCAGAGCCCUGAUUGCAGGUGGUGGAGCACCAGAAAUAGAGUUGGCCUUACGCUUGGAUGAAUAUUCUCGCACCUUGAGUGGCAUGGAGUCUUAUUGUGUACGUGCUUAUGGAGAGGCCUUGGAAAUAAUUCCAUCCACCCUGGCUGAAAAUGCAGGCCUUAAUCCUAUUUCUACUGUGACUGAGUUGAGAAACAGACAUGCACAAGGAGAGAGAACUGCAGGAAUUAAUGUCAGAAAGGUAAGGUGCAAAGUGGUGAGACAAAAGAAAUACAUAUUAUUGUAUAUUAUUCCAUAGAAUUUUGUUUUUUAUAUUGGAGUUUAUUAUGUAGUUUAUUGUAUGCUGCUCACUGUAUUAUGCAUAACUCAAAGGAACAGGCAAAAUAUCAUGUAUUUGUUUUCUUUAUUUCUGGUGUUCUGCCUGGUACCAUCUGUGCAGAACAGAGAGAUAUCAAAAGGUUUUGCGGAUCGCUGAGGUACAGGGUAUAUUUAAAGGCAAAAAAAAUCGGGGGGGGGGGGCUUCCUAGAAACAGCCUGAUUAAGAUUGAACUUGAUUAGUGACCACAAAAUGCUGACUGGUGGUUGGGGUGGUUUGGCUGGUUGAAUAGAAAACCAGGUUUGAAGUGGCUGGACUCAUGAACAGCAGUUGCCUGCACUGCAACAAUUUGUUGCAGUGGCUGGGGCAACCCAGUCAGGUGCGCAGAAUACUACUACUAAGUGUAAUUUCAAUAAUAAUUGGCAGCCUCUGCAAAGGAAUACAAUAGAGCAAUCUCUUGGGUUGCAUUCAAAAAUCAGAGACUAAAUGUUGACCCCAAUUAAUAUAUUCAGUUUCAUAAAAACAGCAUUGACAUAAAAUUCAUUCCAAAAUAUAAAACUUUAUCUUAAAUGCAAGAGCUACUCAUUGGAACUUCGCUUUACUUACGUUUGAAAAAUGUCAAGUGUUGUUUUUGAAGCUUGAUAGUGGAAUGUACCUAGAGAUAAUUGAUUGUUGUGACUUACCGAUGGCUUACUGAUCCAAGGAACCAAGAAUUAAAUAUUUGGCUCUGUAGAUCCAUCAAAAGUGACCUUUUAUUGCCCAGAGUUAAGCAACAGAAAAAGUGGCUUGCUUUUAUUUUCAUGUUGUGAAAUUUAAUCUUUGAUGGAGACCUACUAUGUAACAACUGAUAAGUCUUUUAUUUUUAUUAUUAUUAUGAUAUUUUACUGGUGUUACAAAAAUAAUUAUAUAUAUCACUUGAUUGCACAGCUUAUUGCGGUUUUAUUAAAAAUGGUAAAGAUUAACAUAGUCAGCACUAUAAAAUGUUUGAUUAAUUUAAGGCUACUUCAACUAGAAUUAGUAUAAUUAAAUAUAUUCCUUGGCUGCAUGCCAUCAGUGCCUCAUAUACUUACUGCACAAGAAUAUUUGUUCUUUCCUACAAGCUGAGAUCAUGUACAGCGUGCUGAAAAACACUUGUAAACUUGGAUGUGAAUAUGGUUAAGUGAGUUGAUUGGCCACCGAAUGAGGCAGGAGUGCAUUUCUCCAGAAUGAAAAUGUUGGGAUAUCUAAUUUCAUGUAAUUUAUGCUGGUAAUUUGUUUAUAAACUGAGGUUUCCAUUCUUAAUUUGUAGGGUGGAAUUUCCAAUAUCCUGGAAGAAUUGGUGGUCCAGCCUCUGUUGGUUUCCAUCAGUGCUCUGACCCUAGCGACAGAAACAGUCCGCAGUAUUCUUAAGAUUGAUGAUGUGGUAAGUUACACUUAAAGGCUAACAUUCUUGCAAAUGGAUAUUUCAUAGCAGUUAGCAAAUGUUAAAUGACAAUUCCUAUUAUAUCAUAAUGUGAAUCUGCAAGUUAACAUACUGCAUUUGUAACUAAAUGAUGAAAGUUGCUGUUCAAAUUUAAAGAGACAAAUAACUUAGUGAAAGUGUAGAUUAAUGCUGGAUACAAACAAUGAUACAAAAGAAUGUUGGUGAUGCAGAGACAUUUGAACGUAAUGGUUAAAAGUAUCAUCCCAUACCAUUCUGUUUCUCUUUGCAGGUGAAUACUCGAUGAGAUGACUAAAGAAACAAACUGUGCAGCUCAGCACAGUGUCGCAAGUUUGGAAUGCAGUUCCUUCAUUGGACGUUGCAUAACUCCCAGUUACAUUUCAUGUAUACUUGUCAACUUAAAUUAAUAAAACCUUAAAUUCUCAAGGCAUAUCUUGUUUACAUUGUCUUUAUAGCUAAACAAAGCGCACCCCCAGCAGUUUACAACAAUUGAUGCUGUUAGAGUUAAAACCAGU
Podarcis lilfordi (Lilford's wall lizard) is the source of this 14996-nucleotide messenger RNA. The record is from the annotation of a GenBank genome assembly. NCBI's taxonomy places the organism in Eukaryota, Metazoa, Chordata, Lepidosauria, Squamata, Lacertidae.